Arachis ipaensis is the source of this 1786-nucleotide messenger RNA. Lineage: Eukaryota; Viridiplantae; Streptophyta; Magnoliopsida; Fabales; Fabaceae. The record is from RefSeq and is a predicted model, not a curated record.
AACAUGUAUCUCUUUAGGCCCAAUGGUUAGUUUGCGCGGGAAGCAGUCCGGUGCAGAAUCCGUCGACAGCUGAGGAGAGGUUAAUUUUAAUUCAUAUGAUUAUCGUUUAUCAGAACAGAACUGAAUUGGAAGAGUAGAGAAAAAGAAGAGGUUGAAAACCAAAAUCAUAAUUCAUAACAUUGAUUAAUUGAUAGCAUAUGAACAAGAAGGAGGAGAAUGAGAAAGGAGGAGUUAAAGGUUGGAUCGACGGCGAUGAAACCGCUCACUAUAUGCUACGUAGGAUCUCCGCCCUCCGAUCCACCCUCCUCGUUCCGCCGCUGCACAGGGUUCCGCUCCGCCUCGGCAACGUCAUCGAGAUCUUCGGUCCCUCACCCUCCGCCAAAACACAAAUUCUCAUUCAAGUUGCUAUAAAUUGUGUACUUCCGAAAGAAUGGAACGGGGUUCGCUACGGUGGUUUUGACCAUUCCGUGCUCUUUCUUGACCUCGAUUGUCGCUUCGAUAUCUCGCGCUUCUCGCAAAUGCUCACUCAUCGGAUUAUGGAAGGUAAUGCGAUUGGGGAUUGUGAUAAGACCCUGUAUGAUUUGUGCAUGCAACGCUUCUUGUAUGCCCGGUGUUCCAACAGCUUCGAAUUCCUUCAGACUCUCAAGAGUUUACAUUAUCGCUUAAAAAGGGAGAAAGAUCAUGGGGUUAGUGUGCAACUGCUACUGAUUGACAGCAUUGGAGCUUUUCAUUGGGUAGAUCGGGCAUCAAUGUUCUUGUCUCUAAAAGAACAUAAUAGGAAAAAGCUUUUCUUACAGAGUGUAUCAGAAGCUGUAGUUCAAGAUAUUAAAAAACUACUUCAGGUGCAUCCUAUGUUAGUUAUAGCCACAAAGUCGGUUAUUUUUGGAAAUACAUACUCUACGGCUUCAGAGGAGGUCAACGGGUGUUCAAGAAAUGUAACAAGAAGCCCACAACAUAUUCAGUAUCGUGAGUACAUGCCUUCAGUCUGGCAGUCACUAUUAAUAUUUCUAAUUUUAUGGCGCCCCUUACGUUCUUGCAGUCCUUUGUUACACAUAGAAUACUUCUACGCCGUUCAGGUUUGGGCUCCAUUCCCGUUGUUAAUAACUAAUUUUUUUUAUCCAUCAGCCAUGACUUCAGCAUAUUCUUGCUUUUCAGAUGAUCAACCUGUUAUAAACAAUUCUGAAAACUCCUCAUUGUAUGUGUUGGAAUGGUUAUUACCAAGAAUUGGACUUCCAGACAAGAUUAUAGUGAAGGAUAAUGGUGUUUUUGUUGAUUCAUGAACCAUGGUUGCGGACGGUGCCAAUUGUGGCUGAUGUAAAUAUAGGUUCAGCAAUGCUUUUAUAAAAGGGCAUGUAACUGUCUUCAUUGGUCACAACAUCAUGAAGCAAAUAGGAUCCAAGUCUUUCUGAAGAUCCAUUGCAUCAGAAUUUAAGUUAUUCUUGCGUGCUAUAAGAAGGAUCUCAUAUUGCAACCUGAUUUGGGAAAGCUUCCGGGAUCAAGCACUUGGAAAGCUCCAAGAGGUCACAAUCACAAUUUUACUCACCCUAGUUUAAUUAAUUGCCAACUUAGAUGAAAUUUGGUGCUUACAUGUCAUUUUCUGGUUGCAAUUGUUGAAAUGCACAGAAUCAUUUACUUGUGUAUUUGAAGAUAAACAAUGUUAGUUAACUCAAAUAAGUAACAAGAUAUAGGUGUUGACUGUUGAGAAGUGCAUAGUGCAAUAUAAAGAGAGUAUUGCCUCAUGACACAAGUAUAACUUUCUAAUAACCGCUAUCUUUUCUUUCUCCAA